UCCUACACUUCCCUUUCUCCUCGCUAGUUGGCGGUAAGCGCAGCUGUAACCCGCCCCGGAGCACAGAAGAACGACGCGGUCACUUUUUCAAACCGCAGCCGCGGCUCCUCAUCGACGCGGCUCCGCGCACUGACUCUCCCCGGAGGCGGUUGAUGGGGAAACGGCGACAACAAACAGCCACAGUAACGGUUUCCGUACGGCGUUAUGGCCCCAGUUAACCUUUUCCAGACUUUAGCGAACCCAGAGACGGCUGUAUUUGCGUUAUCUUAACCAGCUGAAUAGUUAACCUACAAUUAGUUUGCAAGCUUAGCUUAGCUUAGCCAGCCAGGCUUUCAACCAGCCAACGUUUUCUCAGCAGCCUAGCAACCAGCGAAAUGGCGCUGCCAUGUUUUGACAGCUUCUCUGUUUUGUCUUACGACUCUGUUCUUUACUUUUAAUGAAACAGCGAGCGAGCUGGAUCGUUUCAUUGCCCUACAAAUAAAGUAAGGCUGUAGCGUUGCUGUCGCUCAGCUGUGAGCUGCUUAGCUGAGCUGACUUCGCGAGGUCUUCCCCUCCUCUCGGUUAGCUAGGUUGGUGAGCGAUGCUGGGUUCUGCUCAGCUGAAGCGCAGAAGAGCUCAGGACUUCGCGGCCUGUUAUGAUUCGGCUUGUGCUGCUCAAGGCUCGGUUCCACUGCCCGCGGUCAAGUCCAGCCUUGGCCAGGGAGUGCUGGACUUCAACGGGGAUGUCAUCAGUCUCCCAGACUGGACGCCUGUACUGUUAUCUCUGGCCAUCAACAAGCAUUUGCAGAACGUGACCAUCAGAAGCUGCUACCUCGGCACUUUGGGAUCACAGGCUUCUUCUAAGGCCACCAGCAGAAAGAAGACACCCGCAAUCCAUUCGAAGAGUAUGACCCUUCAGCUCUGCAAAGCUGUACAGAAAUGCCUUUGUGUUUCACCCAAUCUGAAGAUCCUUCAGCUCCAUGGGCUGCCGUUAAGAGAGAGAGACCUCAACAUACUCACAAAGGGUUUGUCCAAGAGCACCUCAUUGGAGCAUCUGUCUCUGGCGCACUGUCCGAUUGCAGAUGAUGGGCUGGAAGUUAUCUGUCAGAGUGUUAAGUACUCCUCAACAAUCAGAACAGUGGAUUUCACGUCUUGUAAUAUUACCUGGCAAGGGGCAGAACAUAUGGCGAACAUAAUCAAGCACCAAGCGGUGAGGCGGCAUGGCACGGCAUGGGUGGAGUCUUUGCGGUACAGAAAGGCAGAGUUUGAGGCGAUGGGCGGGCUGCGCAGGAUCACGCUCAAUGACAACAUUCUAAUCGGGGACAGAGGAGUGACCGCACUCACUGAGGAGCUCGCAGAGGACCUGUGGGUCAAAGCGGUGGACCUCCAGCGCUGCGGCAUCUCUAAUGAAGGAGCUAAAGCCCUGGAGAAGAUGCUCCAGUCCAACUCCACUCUGUGUGUCCUGGAUGUCAGGAGGAAUCCACUAGUGGACAAUGAGUUGGUGAAGGAUGUGAUUAAAAAAGUCCUUAUGAACACCAAAGGCCAGGACUUACAGUAUCUUUGGCUGAAGCCUCCAGCAAAGGAUGCCUAUGACCACACAGGCCAGAUUAUGAGGAGAAACACAGGAAGAGCUACCUACAGAACUGGAUCUCGCAAGACAUCAACAGCGUGCGGGUGGAGGCCGCCACGGCCUGGGUCUGCUGGGUAUAUCCCGUGGCGCACUGCAGCACGAGCCAGACUUCAGAGGGGCCUUCCAGAGGGUGCAAUUACUGCCAAUCAGAGUUUUCAGAAUGCUUCCACUGUCCGAGUCACUCUGGAGUCAGCAAGUGAGUCAGAGUCUGAGGAAGUGGAGAGUGUGUCACAAAGUCUGUGUGCACAGAGUCCUCAAGGAAAUGUUACCAGCAGGAAGUUCAGGCAUCUGCAGGCAGAAUACAAGCGCCUACAGGUGGAGCUUGAGGACUGCAAGCUCAGGCUAGCGGAAGAGAGAAAUGCAAGACUGAAAGCCAAUUCUCGCCUGGUGGAGCUGGAGUUAGAGAACAGUCGUCUACGCAGUCUGAAUCAGUCUCUCUCUGAAGCCCACGUCAGCCAUUCUGUGCUUGAGGAUGACCAUGUGCUGGACAGUAUUGAGUCAUCGUUUCACAAAUUCCACGCCUUCCUUGACCUUCUGAAAGAUGCUGGGCUGGGCCAGUUAGCAUCGAUGGCCGGCAUUGAGCAGUCAGACUUUGGGCUUCUGGGUAGUCCUCAGCUCUCCUCCACAGAACGAAGGGGCCAAGGGGACCAGGGUAAUGAGCAGAGGAAGGAGGACCCUGUGACAACAGAAAACCUUCAGAGAGCAUCAAGACCUCAGUCGAGCAGAUCCUCCUGUAGAGUCUCGGCUGCCUCUAGGCCCUCACCUCAAAUUCAGUCCCAGCAGGAGAUGCCCCUUAACCCCGCUAUCCACUCCAGCACCCCUCCUGCUCCACUGGACCAGCAUGAUGCACCAGAGCAGCAGCGCAGUAUCUCCCCAGUCCCAGUGAGCCUUCACGGGAUGUCCGGCUCUGAGAAGGUCCAGGGCAGCGGAGACUCAAAGUCAGCAAGUUCAGUCAGUAGCAACCUUAGUAUAAACAGUAAAGUCUCUAAUUCUUACAGAGACGACUUUUCUGAGGGGAAGGUUUCUCCUGCUCUAAGCUCUAGAUCCUCCAGUGUCUCUAGGUUUGAGAGCCAGAGGAGUGCUGCUGGUUUGGCUGGAUUCUAGAGCAAGCUUAGAUCCUGGACUCUGUGUAGACUGGUUUUUCUUCCAUUGUAUUUUAUUCGUAGUUGUGUCAUUUGAAUGUUUAUGUAUCAAAAAAAAGUUUUUACACGAUUUUACACCACAAGGUUCCAAGCGAGCCGAGCCUUUUUCUAAUUUUUUGUCAGCAGUCUUUUGCCUUGCUGCUAUCAGCCUCUUCUGAGCAAAAUUUUCCUUCACAUCAUGACAAUUUCAUUUGGCAUCGCUAUGACAACCAGCUACAUUGAGAAGGUACUGUAGUAUCUGCAGUGGAAAACGAAGUAGCUGCUGCUGAAAGCGAGUGGAGUCCAGCCAAGUCGAGACAUAACAUGCAGUGGAAAAUCGUCUUAAGGCCACUGUGUAAAGGUUCUGAUUGGCUGUAUUGUAUUGUGCAUCAUUCAGAAGCAGUCCAGGCUGAAAAACUCCUUAUAACUUCAACGUGAAUGGGCGGAGCUAAAGUGCUGUGGGCUGAA
Messenger RNA from Pygocentrus nattereri (red-bellied piranha), 3198 nucleotides. RefSeq names its product centrosomal protein 78 (gene cep78). The transcript is spliced from 15 exons. Gene Ontology annotation, cellular component: centrosome. Bases 581 to 2713 code for a protein of 710 amino acids. Lineage: Eukaryota; Metazoa; Chordata; Actinopteri; Characiformes; Serrasalmidae. Gene Ontology annotation, molecular function: protein binding. The record is from RefSeq and is a predicted model, not a curated record.